GGGCCCAAAGGUCCACUUGUCGUCUGUGUCGGCAGCCACAUCAGGAAUCCACCUACGUAUGAGGAAGUAAUUCUAAAGUAACGCUGUCGUCGUAUCUCUAAAUGGUCUAGCCAUACCUCUCCAGAGAACUAUAAAGAGCAUAGAGGUUCCCAAAUUAAACAACAUCAAUCCAUCCAUCAAACACUUCUCAAUCACAUCAACAAGCACUUCAACUCAACAACACUCUUCAGCUCUCAAGCUUCAAACACCAAACUCAAAACUUCAAUCAAAAUGCGUGCCUCAUUCACCGCCAUUGUCACCGGCCUCAUGGCCUUCAACGUUGCCGCUCUUCCAGGUGUAAGUUCCUAGUCACAGAACCUCCUAAACCCCAUUGCAAUAUACUAACAACUAAUUAGGGAUCCCCAACCUGGGGCAACGGCGCACCCUGCGCCGGUAGCAAAUACACAUGUGCAUCCAACUCAAUCCUCUCCGUGCUCACCUGCACCAACAUCUUGAACAAUGUCGGCAUCAGCAUUCCAAUUAUCCUCAAAGAGCGCGACGUCGAGGAACGAGCUAUCGAAGCUAGAACCUACAGCCAGGAUGGAGAUUACUGCUGCACUUCCUCUGGAUUGCUCACACUCAGCUGUCUCAAUGUGCUUAACAAUGAUGUAAUUACUUUGCCUAUCAUUGUUUAAGUGAAGAUUGUGGCAUUUGAUGGAUUGGGGAUGUGAGAAGGAUGUGGAAGAGGUUUUGGGGGGAUUGGUGGUUUGGUGAUUGAUGAGAUGGUGACGUGAUUGGUGUUUCUGGGGGUGCCUUUUUCUACUCACAUAUACGACGUUGAAGGAGAUGGGGUGCUCCAGGCGGACAUGGAUUUGCAUAGCAAUCCUUUAGAUGCAAAUCUAUAUAAUAUACUACCGUUUGAGUAACUUUACUUUAUGAUGUUUGUUGUGCAACUGUUU
Messenger RNA from Sclerotinia trifoliorum, 938 nucleotides. Lineage: Eukaryota; Fungi; Ascomycota; Leotiomycetes; Helotiales; Sclerotiniaceae. The record is from the annotation of a GenBank genome assembly.